AGAGUGGAUCCUGCUUGGCAAGAAGUUGUCCUCAACCACUAGACCAAUGCCUCAUUGACAAAAAUUUGGCUAAAUGUUAAGUUGAAUCCUGCUCAACAAGACUGUCCACACCAUUUUCUCCAAAAACAACUCAAAAAUUUAGUUCAAGCAUAGGAGAGUACAGAAAUAUUUCAUUCCACAUAAUAUUGUACUUGCACACAAUGAUUUCAUGUUAUCUUUGUGACUCAUUCUCAUCUUGCAGGAACCUUUAAGAUUCAUACUAGCUGCUGGAACAGGAACUCUUUUCUUCGUGUCUUUGAUUCUUUUAAGAAUUUAUCUGGGUUGGAGUUAUGUUGGUGACAGACUUCUAUCAGCUGUGGUACCAUAUGAAGAAAGUGGAUGGUAUGAUGGUCAGAUGUGGGUAAAGCCACCUGAGAUCCUGGCUCGUGAUAGACUGUUGGGCUCAUAUAAGUGUUUUCUCUCACAUACAAGUGGGGUGGGGGAAGAGAGAGGGAGAGAGGUACCUUGAUGUAAGUAACAAUAUGCUUCACACUUGAAGCAACUAGAUUCAAAACCAUGCCUGAUAGAUAUCCUGCAUGCUUCUUUGGUCUUUUCAACAUUUUGUGGUUUAUGAUUCAUCAGCUUCUCAAACAUACAAAAUAUUCAUAUUGAAGACUAAUGCCUUCAGGUUAAACCUGUCGUCAAGUUGCUGAAACAGACACUAGUUGGAACAGGAGCCUUGCUUGUUUCUGGAGUAUUGCUAUUUAUUUUUGCCACACCAGUAGAGAAAUUCUUCAGGACUACCUUUGCCACAGAAGGGACACCAGCAAACAUGCAAGCUUCAAAAACAAACACAAAGUUCAACAUAAGAAAAGAGGAGUUGCUUAAACUGCCAGUGGAGGUUAUGACAGAUGAUGAACUAGCAGAAGCUGCAGCAGAGGCUGCUGAUGGAAGACCAGUCUACUGCAGGGACAGAUUUUACCGGGCAUUAGCAGGAGGGCAGUACUGCAAAUGGGAAGACCUGCUUAAAUAAUUAGAUUCUAGAAUCUAGACUUGGGUUAGGAUGGGGAAAAGAGGCAUGAAUCAUUUUGAAUUGACACUGUCGAAUUACUGUUAGCCAUCAUUUUAUACCAUUUAGAAAGUAUGAAGAAAUGAAAAGAAUGAAAUGAGAAAUAAAUU
Molecule: messenger RNA, 1158 nt
Organism: Rubroshorea leprosula
Lineage: Eukaryota; Viridiplantae; Streptophyta; Magnoliopsida; Malvales; Dipterocarpaceae
Source: the annotation of a GenBank genome assembly